AUGGCACUGCUGAUACGCUGCUUAGCGCGCGCGGUACGAGCACCAGCGGACAACUCGGAGAUACUCAACCCUGUACCGUUGGUAAACAUCAGCGUUGUGGAAGGAAAGCCAGCCGAAUUACCAUGCGACAUCAGUCCACCUGGAGAGGACACCCUGCAUAUGGUUUUUUGGUUCAAGGACGAGGCCGGAGUACCCCUGUACACGAUCGAUGCCCGAGAGAAAUCGGUCACCAAAGCGCAACACUCUUCAGACUCCGGCGUGUUCGGGCCUCGAGCGUAUUUCCGGACCGCGUUCCCGAGCCCCGCGGUUCUGGUGAUCGAGGACAUCAAGAGGCACGACGCGGCCACUUACAGGUGCAGAGUGGACUUCCGAAAGGGGCAGACCCGUAGCUUUCGCUACAACCUGACCGUGAUCGUGCCGCCGGAACAGCCGACCAUUCUGGAUCAAUGGGGAAGGAUAGUGAACGGGACGGCAGGACCUUACGAGGAAGGCGACACACCGUCCCUGACUUGUCGCGUCACUGGAGGUAAACCAGAGCCUAUGGUCCGGUGGCUCAUCGACGGCCAAGUCAAAGACGAGGAGUACGAGAAGAACGCCGGCGACGUCAUCGAGAACAGGUUGACCCUACAAUCCAUCGGUCGAUCCGACCUCGGAGUGAAUUUCACUUGCCAGGCACGAAACACGGACCUGAUCGAGGCGAAGGUGUCCUCGAUCACCCUGGACCUUAACCUGAAACCUUUGACGGUGAUCAUAAGAAGGCCAGGGAAAAAGGGAGUCGGGAACGAGUCUUUGCUGGCUGGAAAACGGUACGAGGUGGAAUGCGAGACCACGGGAUCGAGGCCGCCGGCGGUGAUCACGUGGUACAAGGGACGAAGAAGACAACUGAAGCACACCACGGAAGAGAGAUCGGAGAACCGUACGAUGAGCAUGGUGGAGUUCGAGCCAGGCGUAGAGGACCACGGCAAGUCGAUCACCUGCAGGGCCGAAAAUCCAAACGUGACGGGACUGUUCGUGGAGAAAUCCUGGAAAAUCGACGUCGUCUAUCCCCCGAUCGUGUCGCUGAACCUGGGAUCGACCCUGAGCCCCGAGGACAUCAAAGAAGGCGACGACGUCUACUUCGAGUGUCACAUAAGGGCGAAUCCGCCGUGGUCGAAGCUGACGUGGAUACACGACAACCAGAUCCUGGCGCACAACACGUCGGCGAGGAUAAUCUGGUCGAAUCAGAGCCUGGUGCUACAAAGCGUGACGAGGAGCAGCGCCGGGAAAUAUGUCUGCGCUGCGACGAACGACCUGAACGAAACGAGGAGCGAGCCCCUUCAUUUUCGCGUCAAGUUCGCACCUGUCUGCAAGGAGGACCGAAUUAUCGUGGUCGGGGCGUCUCGGGGCGAGUCACUGGACAUCGCUUGCAGAGUGGAGGCCGAUCCACCGGCGCACAAUUUCCGAUGGAAGUUCAACAACAGCGGGGAAACGUUGGAAGUCGCGCCGGGCAGAUUCUCGAUGGAGAAGUCGAGCGGCGUGAGCGUGCUCAGGUACACGCCGACCACCGAGCUGGAUUACGGUACUCUGUCGUGCUGGGCGGACAAUUUUGUCGGCACACAAGCGAGACCGUGUCUCUUCCAGCUGGUAGCCGCCGUUUGGGACGAUAAUCGAGGAGAGCCUGUAACACAAAGUCAAGGCGGCUCGAGCUCGAGGCCUGUACCGACACUGUAG
Molecule: messenger RNA, 1710 nt
Organism: Dufourea novaeangliae
Lineage: Eukaryota; Metazoa; Arthropoda; Insecta; Hymenoptera; Halictidae
Product: nephrin-like
Exons: 12
Coding region: 1-1710 (569 amino acids)
Source: RefSeq, a predicted model, not a curated record